Molecule: messenger RNA, 2832 nt
Organism: Dunckerocampus dactyliophorus (ringed pipefish)
Lineage: Eukaryota; Metazoa; Chordata; Actinopteri; Syngnathiformes; Syngnathidae
Gene: mxd4
Product: MAX dimerization protein 4
Exons: 6
Coding region: 146-793 (215 amino acids)
Biological process (GO): regulation of transcription by RNA polymerase II
Molecular function (GO): protein dimerization activity; RNA polymerase II cis-regulatory region sequence-specific DNA binding; DNA-binding transcription factor activity, RNA polymerase II-specific
Source: RefSeq, a predicted model, not a curated record
GCUACAGGAGUUUGGAGUCGCAAAGAGUCAGAACUGAUUAUAUCGCCGUACGUACAGCGGACUGAAACUCCCUUUUUUAUAUUUCUAUUCCCAUAGUUUAUGUUACUUGUGUAUAUACUGUCUCCUAUUUUUAAGAGAAAACAAGAUGGAACUUAACUCGCUUUUAAUUCUGCUGGAGGCUGCAGAAUACUUGGAGAGAAGAGACAGAGAGGCAGAGCACGGUUAUGCCUCAGUUUUACCCUACAGUAGCGACUUCUCCAGGAAGAAGACGAAAUCCUCUCCAAUAAACAGAAAAAGUCACAACAAUAGAUCGUCACAUAAUGAGCUGGAGAAACACAGACGUGCCAAACUACGGCUGUACUUGGAGCAGCUGAAGAAGCUGGUGCCUUUGGGUCCAGACAGCACUAGACACACCACAUUGAGCUUGCUGAAAAGGGCCAAGAUGCACAUCAAGAAACUGGAGGAGCAAGACAGAAAGGCUUUAAACAUGAAGGAGCAGCUGCAAAGAGAGCACCGCUACCUCAAACGCCGCCUCGAGCAGCUUUCGGUGUCAGGAACUGUGGAACGCAUCCGCACCGACAGCAUGGGCUCCACCAUCUCCACCGACUCUGAGCAAGAGGUGGAUAUCGAAGGUAUGGAAUUUACCCCUGGCGAGGCAGACAGCGUGGACAGCAUCAGCGACCCCGAGGUAGAAGAGGAGGAGGAGGAGGACCACUACAGCCUCCAAAGCAGCUCCAGCGACACCAGUUACACAGCCUCACAUUCCCACAGAUUGCAGCCACACCACUGUUAGACUCCUGUGGCACGAUGGUCCCGCUUCUUCACCACCACCACCACCGUGACUGUUGGCAGUCCCCAGCGCCGCCCACUUCCUACAUGAGAGCAGUCUACAAGGGCGGCACCCCUAUGAACCAUUUGCUGAAACGCCACUCAAGCCUUCCAAACAUCCCUUCCUUAUUCCACUGACCCUACCUCACCCUGUUGUAUCCUGUCUGAACACACCCGUCCUAUUACGCCCACCCCGCCCACAAACCAAUCCCCCCCAGUCAGUGUAUUUGCAGGCUCAGGGAGAGCAGUGGGGGACUUCUUCGGUGAGAUGGAUAGCUUUAACUUGUUAAUCAGGAUUUGGGAUCUGUGUGUGUGUGUGUGUGUGUGUGUGUGGCUUUGUAUGUGUGUCAGACAAUGUCAGCCACUUCACAAUUGGUUUAAAAACAACAUGACGGAAGCUCAGUGUCACCACCAUGAGGCAUUAACACGCAGACAAGGCUUUAAAAUAUGCAAAUCACCUCUGCUUUCUUCUGCAGUAGACAACUUUAGGACCUCAAAAGCUGCACCACAAAGUACAAGCAGUUGUACAGCAAUAGCCACACAAGUGUGAGAAGAUCAAUACUGUUCCCACGCUGUAAACAGGACACGUUUAGCUUAGCACAAGAGAGAAGGGCAACCUGUUAGCCUUGUUCUAGCAAGGAUAAUACAAAACACUAGCAGCAUAAAUAUGACACCCAAAAUAUAUCCUUUAAUUUGUACAAUUCAACUGAAAUUGUAUUUUUUCAUAGCGCAAAUUCACAGCGGAGGUUAUCUCAAGACAACGCUACAACAGGAACCAUCGCUUCAAUCCCUCCAUACUGAACGUGUAAGAAUAUGUUCAGGUUGAGAAAAUGACAUACUGCACUCCGUAUUUGUGCUAAACUAAACUAAACUAAGCUAGACUAAGCGAAAGCUAAGCUAAGAUAGACUAAACCUUUCCAUGUACGUGAAUAGUGCUGAUCCUCUCCACUAAGAUCAUUUUUUCUAAUUCUAUUUAUUUACAGUCAGAACAUAUCAGAAAUCAGCAACCGUAUAUAUUUUUUAAACAAUUUUGUUGUCAUUUUUAUUCCAAAUAAUGGCCACUUUUUAGUCCGAAAUCAAGCUGAAAGAGUGAGAGAGUUGCAGCAGAGAAGAGUCAAUGGAUUAUUAUUUUCAUUAUUGCCUCACCACUACUCCACACUACUGACCACUACACUAUAACACCAUAUGGUGCGGAUGGACUACUAUGGCAAACGAAAAAAACAAGCCUUUUGGAACUCUAUUCCUCAGUAGCGAACCGAUGUAGCAAAACAUGCAGGAGGACGGUGCUUCCUCCGAGUGUUUCAAUGGUUCUAGUGGACCACAAGGCGCCACAGGAGACUUGCGCCUCCAUCCCCCCACUUCACUUUUUUAAAUGACAAACAUGUUGCAUCAAUCCAGAACUGGCAUUAUUCUGCCGCAGCUCCGUCUCACCUUUUCAUGCUUUUCUUGAGUGUGUGGCUUGACCUGAUUAACAAAUCAAAGCUAAAAGGUGUCCACCAUCCUCAGAGGAUUUUCAAUCCACUUUGGAGCUAAACUAAUUACAUUCAGUUCUUGACCAAUUAUGAUCAUUUUUAUGGCCAACCUCUCUUCUCGAGCCUUCCUUUAAGGUUACAAACGACAGUCACUGUUGACGGAGCAGGCGCUUCUGUCCCUUUCUUUCUAUCUUUGCGAGCUUUGUGCAGUAACACUUUGCAAAAAAGGGCCACUUCAUCAUGUCAGGCCUUACCAAAAAACUAGAAAAGACCUAAAAGAUCUCAAACAUAAAAAAAGAAGCUAUAACCGCUAUUGUAGUCUCUUUCUCACAUUACAUUUUGUAUUCUAUUUUCCUACAUGUUCUCUUUGAAAGAAAUACAAAAAAAGUGAGUAUAAUUAUAUAUAUAUAAUUAUAUAUAUAUAUAUAUAUAAUUAUAUAUAUGUAAUUAUAUAUAUUUUUUGUGUCUACAUACAUACUUAUUUAUAUGUCUGUGUGUGUAUAUAUAUAUAUAUAUGUGUGUGUGUGUGUGU